AUGAUAAACGACGAGGGAAGAUUGGUGGAUAUUUAUAUCCCUCGCAAAUGUUCGGCGACAUCCAAACUAAUCCAUGCUAAGGAUCAUGGGUCUGUGCAAAUUAACAUUGGUAUGACCGAUUCCAAAGGGGCCUACCACGGCAACAACUUCACCGUUGCCUUUGCUAAAUCAAUUAGGCAAAGAGGGGAAUCUGACUCGGCGCUAAACAGAAUCUUGCAUCAGCAAGGUCUCCUCUCAUUUUCCGAAUAA
Messenger RNA from Babesia microti strain RI, 249 nucleotides. Its product is annotated as small subunit ribosomal protein S21e. Gene Ontology annotation, cellular component: ribosome; cytosolic small ribosomal subunit. Gene Ontology annotation, molecular function: structural constituent of ribosome. NCBI's taxonomy places the organism in Eukaryota, Apicomplexa, Aconoidasida, Piroplasmida, Babesiidae. Gene Ontology annotation, biological process: endonucleolytic cleavage in ITS1 to separate SSU-rRNA from 5.8S rRNA and LSU-rRNA from tricistronic rRNA transcript (SSU-rRNA, 5.8S rRNA, LSU-rRNA); translation; endonucleolytic cleavage to generate mature 3'-end of SSU-rRNA from (SSU-rRNA, 5.8S rRNA, LSU-rRNA). The transcript has a single exon. The record is from RefSeq and is a predicted model, not a curated record. Bases 1 to 249 code for a protein of 82 amino acids.